Messenger RNA from Medicago truncatula (barrel medic), 3244 nucleotides. RefSeq lists its product as uncharacterized. The transcript is spliced from 4 exons. Lineage: Eukaryota; Viridiplantae; Streptophyta; Magnoliopsida; Fabales; Fabaceae. Bases 373 to 2721 code for a protein of 782 amino acids. The record is from RefSeq and is a predicted model, not a curated record.
CCAAACAGGGUACAAAUCUCUCUCUCUCUCUCUCUGAACUGCUUCUCACUCCCUCCCUCUCUCUCUACCCACACUCUUUUCCCCCACUCAUGAAAUCAGACCACAAUCAAACUCCAACACACACACGGAAACAAACUGUAUCACCAAAAAUGUCUCAAAAAACACUGAAUUAGAUCCUGCUUUUCACUACUUUCACUAUUCUUCUCCUAGAUCUUCUUCCUCUUUUCUCCUUCAUCACUUCACAACCCCCUUUGACUAGGUUAAAAGGGGUUGUGCUGUUUCAUCCAAAAGUGAAACCUUUAAGCUGAUUCUGAACUUGGGUUGUUCUGCAAUGAGGGUUUAAGAUUGAAUUUUUUGUUGGGGUUUUGAUUUAUGAUUUUUUUGGGUGAAAUGGGUAGUUCUGAAGAAUCGAAUAUCAAUGGAAUAAAUGCUUCUGUGGGUGGUUUGGUUUGGGUAAGAAGGAGAAAUGGGUCAUGGUGGCCGGGUCGUAUAAUGAGUCUUGAUGAAUUGUCUGAUGGUUGUUUGGUUUCUCCGAGAUCGGGUACUCCGGUUAAGCUGUUGGGUCGUGAUGAUGCUAGUGUGGAUUGGUAUAAUCUUGAAAAAUCGAAGAGGGUAAAAGCUUUUCGUUGUAGAGAGUAUGCUGAAGCCAUUGAGAAGGCAAAGGCAUCUGCCGCUGGUUUAGGCAAGAAGGCAGUGAAGUAUGCUCGAAGGGAAGAUGCUAUUCUUCAUGCUCUUGAGCUAGAGAGUGCUCACUUGGACAAGGCACCCUUACCGUUAUGCUCCAGAUCAGAUAAAUCUGACAGCGAACACGGUGAACCAGCCGGAGAAUUACCCGUUAUGUCCAAUUCUAGUGAUGAUGGCAAUGAGGAUGUGAUUGAUGAUUUGAGUGACUCCGAAGACAAUUCUAAUUCAGCUCCAGAAUUGUCACAAUCUGGUAUAUCUUUUGAAGAACCUAAUCAUAAUGGUUCUUUAAAGAUUCCAUCUAUGCAGGGAAGAAGGAGAAGAACACCUAAUGAUUCAGAAGACGAUGGAACUGAAGGAGUGAAGCGAAUGAAAGGACUUGAGGACCUUGGCAAUGGUGUCGUGUCGAAUAGAAAGGGACAGGGUUUAGGUCCAACCGAGAUAGCGCAGCAUGUCAGUGCUUCCCUCAACGACUCAAUGACAGGGAAUGGCCUGGCAAAUGGAACUUCUGUAAAUGUUGGUAAGACAUAUUCUUCUCUGAAAAGGAAGAGAUCACAAGUGGGAAAUGUUCAUGAACUCUUGAAAAGAAAAAAUCGACGCCGGACUUUGACAAAGGUUUUAGAGAGUACUGCCAUGGUAUCAGUUCCUGUCACUUGUGACCAGCCUCCCGGUUCAAGCAGUUCUCCACCAUGCGGGAUAACUGAUGUAAAGAUUUCAGGAUUAGAUUCUACUGAUUCAAAGAAACCUUCUGGGAAGGAAAUUAACAAUUCAGAUAGUGCUGCUGAGACUGCUUGUGAGAAUGGGACUUCAUUAACGGUUCAUGACCAGGGUAGCGAUAUUCCCCAAAUCAAUCACAGGAUCAAGAAGGAGAAUGAGACUACAGAAAUACCAGGGCUAGUUGGCUAUGAUUCUUCUGACAUAUUAUUCGAUGUCCCACUUGUUGGGGUUCUAGAGGAGGAGAAACCCUCUCCAGGUAUCUCACCCACACUUGUUUCUUGCUCAUUCGGCAUGCCUGAAGUUAGUGCAUUGGAACAGAAAUCUUGUGAAGCUAGUCAAUCCGAAGCUUUUGCAUUGAGAAAUGGGAGCAAGAAUGAAGCUGGUUGUACCAGUUCAGCUGUUGGUCACGAUAUUGUUAGUGAUGGAGCAGAAAAAGAUAGUUCAAAGUGGCAGUCGAAAGGGAAGAGGAAUUUAAGACAUAAAAGUAAAAAUGGGAAACAAGUCUCGAGAAAAUAUAUCGGCAUGGAUGGUGAAUCCGAUGCUUAUUUAACAGGAACAAGGAACUCAGAUGGAUUAUGUGAAGGUGCCGGUCAGAAACAGAAAAUUGAUUGGAACGGCACAGGUGUAUCCAAUGCUUCAAACAAUUGUACUUCACAAAUCAACUGCAAGACAGUUGCUGAAGGUCAAGUAGAAGGGUUUCGGGACUUGAGCAAGCAUAUCGAGGGUACAACAGCAGAACCACCUCAGAGAUCACUUCCUUAUCGCCAGUCACGCUUUGCCAUUAACUCCAGAUAUGAAACGGCAGAUUUUCCUGGUAGAAACUGUAGUUCUGAUGGGACAUUAUACGAUGUUAAACUAGAAGUUAAAUCCAGUUACCGGCCACAACAUGUUCCUUUGGUUUCUCUUGCGAGUAAAUUGAGUGGCAAAGCCUUUAUUGGACACCCUUUGACAGUUGAGGUAUUGGAGGAUGGUCAUUGCGAUAAAAUGUUGAGCGGCUUGAGACGCGACGUGGAAGUUGAUGAUAUCGACUGUGUGGUGAAGCCAAAACCGGUCACCACAAGAAGACCGAAGAGAUCGUCGCAUUUUUCUCGUAGGAAAUCUUCAAAGUCAAAAAAAUCUGGGCUGUUGAAUAAAAAGAUUCGGAAGUUGUCCUCGUUGACCGGUCACAGACAGUCAGAAGAGAAGAGAAAACCGGUGGUAGAUAAGCUCAAGGGUCCUGUUAUAGCUUGUAUUCCUCUUACAAUAGUAUUCAGUAGGAUAAAUGAGGCAUUGAGUGGGCAGGCACGGUCGACGCACCGUGCAGUAUCGACUACCAACCCGUGAAAUCAGUUAUCAGGGAUGGUUUUACAAUGAAAUGAUGCUGCAGAGAAUUGUUACUUUAGUACUUCAUAAGAGAUUUUGGUUAGAAGAUGAUAAUAUUUUUAUUUUUCAACUUUUAUUCACAGUUUGCAGCACUACACUUUCUGCCAUGAAGGUUGAGAAUCUUCUGUACAAUUUUCAAGACAUUUGUAGGAGUUUUAAUCACAUGAGCCUUCUCUUGGCUCUGUAAAUAAUGUAACAUUGGAUGAGCGGUAAACAUGGUUUGGUUAUUAGGUAAUUAACCUGAUAUUGGGUUUGUUAUAAAGUAAUGAAUCUGGUUGUUUGGGUCAGUAGCUUUUGAUGUUGUACCCUCAUGCUGGACUUGACUUGGCAAUUUAUUCCAUAGUCUCUCCUCUCUACAAAGGCUAAAAGCAAAAUUGUAAUGGUGAGUGGGUCACCAUUUCAGUUUUGUAUUGUAUUGAACCUUGUCAUGCCAUAGAUACAUAUACAGAUUGUCAAGAAUAGUAUCAUUUUCUUUUGUUUUGUA